AUGGAGGACCAUACGCAGCAUAACGGAUACUAUGCCAAUUUCCGAGAUGACCACUAUUCUGAGAAGCAUACGAAAGGGUUCUUUGAGCGUCUGAAUUAUAAUUGGGCAGUUUUUCCUCUAACAGCUAGCCUGUGCUUCAUUGCUUUAUACCAAAUAAGUGUUUGGACCGGGUUAUACGACAAGUUUGUUGAGCAAGGAGUGCUCUGGACUCCGGAUUGCACCAUUCUAGCUAUUAUCUACGGUCCGUUUGUGCUAGGACAGCUCCCCCCGUACUCGACGUUAUGGGGCUUAUGCCUACCGAUGCGACCUUUUGCAUAUAAACAGUCGCCGAAGAGGCGUUAUUUCCGCGAACUUAAAGUCUGCCUGGUUACAAAGGGCACGAAUAUGCAGGCAGCGCUUCCUAAUUUUGUCAACGUGGUGAGUGUACCAGCGUCAUUUCAACCAUCCCAUGCCAAAUAUAAAGGACGAGUGUUGGAAUGGUGCCGGCUGUACUGGAAAUUAUCCGAGCUUGAUUGGGUACUUCAUCUGGACGAAGAGACGGAGAUCGAUGGGUACCUAGUAAAAGCGUGCUUCGACUUCAUUGAGCGAGGAACAGAAGAUAUUGGCAUGGGCACAAUCUACUACACUUCGCAUAAUUAUUGGAAAAACGCAUUUUUGACUACUGCUGAGAUUUUCCGAGUCGCAGACGACUUUGGCCGUUUCCAACUUCCAAUCCGACUUUUCAAACGUCCGUUACUUGGCUGGAUGCAUGGCUCCUUCAUAUUAAUCAAUGGUGCUGUAGAGAAUAAGGUCACCUGGGAUACUGGGUGUCUUGCCGAAGACUUUUGGUUUGCUUUUCACGCGGCACGCCGAGGAUUCAAGUUCGGCUGGGUUCACGCAAUCGCACGAGAACAGCCUCCCGUCAGUGUUUAUGACUUGAUUCAGCAACGUAGGAGAUGGUACACCGGGAUCAUGUCUAUGGAUAGCUGGAUGGUUAAAUUGGUUCUUGCAAUCUCCAUGAUGGGACCUUUAGCUUAUGGUAGUCUGAACGUGUACACAUUCAUUAGCGGGUGGGAGAUAUCAGUUUCGCAUUGGUUCUUUGUGUGGAAUUUGUGCAACAUCGCCGUAGACGCACAUGGUCUUAUUGUGGGGAGUAUGCUCCAGGAUUUACACCUUGGUGACACCUCUCUGGGCGCCUCGGUUUUGCAUGUCAUUUUGACAUUGUUUUGGGCACCAUUUGUGCAGUUCGCGCAUUCGGUCAUCUUCAUAUCAGCAAUGAUUUGGCCUGCAAGCAAAUUUGUGGUGAUCAAAAAGGUAUAG
Penicillium vulpinum is the source of this 1299-nucleotide messenger RNA. RefSeq names its product glycosyltransferase family 2 protein. The transcript is spliced from 6 exons. Lineage: Eukaryota; Fungi; Ascomycota; Eurotiomycetes; Eurotiales; Aspergillaceae. Gene Ontology annotation, molecular function: beta-1,4-mannosyltransferase activity. The record is from RefSeq and is a predicted model, not a curated record. Gene Ontology annotation, cellular component: cytoplasm. Bases 1 to 1299 code for a protein of 432 amino acids.